AUGGGCGCCCCCACCCGCGGCGCCGCCCGCGCGCCUCGCGCGACGCUCCCCGAGCUCGACGCGCGCGCCGACGCGCGUCCGAUCCGUCCCCGCCACCUCGUCGCGAACGAAAUCAUCGUCGUCGACGACGCCCUCACCGCGCGAGACUGCGCGCGAAUCGUCGACGCGAUCGGCGAUGACUUCGCGGCGAGCUCGAGCCGCGGACCGCGGCACGGCGAGGCGCGGCGACGAAACGGACGGUUCGCGGAGACGAGCGAGGCGUUCGCGCGACGGCUGUACGAGAGGGCGAACGUCGCGGCGACGUUUGGAUUUGAAAUCGACGACGCGGUGGGAUUGAAUCCAAACAUACGAGUGUAUCGGUAUCGAGCGCGCGAACACUUCGGCGCGCACGUCGACGAGCGCGUGACGGCGCUCGGGAGACGAAGUAAGUACACGGCGUUGUUUUAUCUGAGCGAAGACGUCGAGGGCGGGUCGACUAUUUUUUACGACGAGGUCGGAGAAGAACGGUGUCGAGUGCGACCGAAGAUCGGACGGGCGCUUUAUUUCAGGCACGGUGCGGACAUGCCCGAGCACGAGGGGGAGGAAGUGCGCGAGGGGACGAAGUACGUGCUCAGGAGCGACGUGUUGUUUUGA
Molecule: messenger RNA, 633 nt
Organism: Ostreococcus lucimarinus CCE9901
Lineage: Eukaryota; Viridiplantae; Chlorophyta; Mamiellophyceae; Mamiellales; Bathycoccaceae
Exons: 1
Coding region: 1-633 (210 amino acids)
Biological process (GO): peptidyl-proline hydroxylation to 4-hydroxy-L-proline
Cellular component (GO): endoplasmic reticulum
Molecular function (GO): iron ion binding; L-ascorbic acid binding; procollagen-proline 4-dioxygenase activity
Source: RefSeq, a predicted model, not a curated record